Molecule: messenger RNA, 1188 nt
Organism: Myxozyma melibiosi
Lineage: Eukaryota; Fungi; Ascomycota; Lipomycetes; Lipomycetales; Lipomycetaceae
Product: inner membrane magnesium transporter MRS2
Exons: 2
Coding region: 1-1188 (395 amino acids)
Biological process (GO): mitochondrial magnesium ion transmembrane transport
Cellular component (GO): mitochondrial inner membrane
Molecular function (GO): magnesium ion transmembrane transporter activity
Source: RefSeq, a predicted model, not a curated record
AUGAAGACGAGCGUUAAUGGAAAUCUUGUUCGAUGCACGGUCUUUGAUGUCGAUGGAAACGUCACAGUCGUCAGCGGUGAGUUUAGAAAAUCAGAGCUGUUAAGCAAGCACGGACUACUCCCCCGCGAUCUGCGCAAACUCGACACCGGCUCAUACAGCACCAUGCCCUCGAUCCUCGUCCGCAACAACUCGAUCCUCGUCAACCUGCUCCACAUCCGCGCCCUCAUCAAAGCCGACAUGGUCCUCGUCUUUGACGCAUACGGCUCGACCGACUCCCAAACCCAAUCCGUAUUCAUGUACGAUCUCGAAGGGAAGCUGCGCCAGGGGUCAAAAGCAAUGGGCGGUCUUCCCUACGAAAUGCGCGCGCUCGAAGCGAUCCUGAUCUCAGUCGUCACCGCGCUCGACUCGGAGAUGAAGAUCCACACGACGCUCGUCACUGGGAUCCUCGCUGACCUCGAAAACAACAUCGACCGCGAAAAACUGCGCCAUCUGCUCGUGCAAUCAAAAGGUCUCUCCGCGUUCCUGCAAAAGGCCACGCUCGUGCGCGACGCCAUCAACGAAGUACUCGAGCAAGACGACGAUCUCGCAGGCAUGUACCUGACCGAGAAACUACAAGGCGUAUGGCGCCCGCCAGACCAGCACUCCGAAGUCGAGAUGCUUCUCGAGUCGUACUACAAGCACUGCGACGAAAUCGUGCAGGCGGCAAACAUCACAAUGUCAAACGUCCGCACGACAGAGGAAAUCGUAAACAUAAUCCUCGACGCAAACCGUAACUCGCUCAUGCUUCUCGAGCUCAAGUUCUCCAUCGGCGCAAUGGGUCUCGGCGGCGGCGCCCUCAUCGCGGGUCUGUACGGCAUGAACCUCCGCAACUCGCUCGAGGACGCCGAGCUCGGCUUUCUCGCCGUAUCGCUGUCCGCCGCCGCCGUCGUCUGCGGAAUCGUCUUUGUCGGACUCAAGCAUUUGCGAAAAGUCCAGCGCGUCACAAUGAUGUGGGAACGAUCGACCGCGCGGAUCCCAAACGCUCCCACUACCUCGUCUACGAUAGGUCAGCCGCUAAACUCACCACCGGGCGUUAAACCGAUGUGGACCUGUUUGUCUCCCGCGCCGUCGGGGAAACAGAUGCCGGGUAUAGGCAGGAUGAAAAAACGGUCAUCUUCAAAAUGGGGCGGGUGGUUUCGGCGUAGAUAG